AUGGACGGCUGCAAACCAUCAUCAGCAACAUCCGGCUUCUUCCAGGCUUCACCUACCAUCCCACCUCAAUAUAGCCGGCCUGGAUCAAGCAGCACCUCCGACCACGACACUUCAGACGACACCGUCCUGUCUCGCAUUCUAUCUAUAUACCUCCCCAAUACGAUCCCGUCCGAGAUAUCCAAGCCCCUACAUGACUUCUCACGACUCGUCCUCCACCCAUCAACACUAGCACACACGGUCGACUGUGACACGGAUGUGCCCACGCUCCACCCGCUGACGACGUUCGGGGAAGAGAACAAAACGAGUCCUCUCCGCACGAGCGAAGGAUGGCGAGCGCUGAAACAGAUCCAAACCCGCGCCGGCGUGGUGGGAUACGGAUACCCGCAUCUCGCGAUCCACCAGAGCUUCAACCGUCGAGUGCAUCAGUUCGCAACGCUGCAUCUGUGGCACGGGUCCUGCGCCGUGACGACGUGUCCGAUGGCCAUGACCGACGGGGCGGCGGUGCUUCUGCGGCGCCACCUCAACGAUUUGGACGGAGACCAGCCGGGACGUGCGGAGGUGUUCGUCGAAUCUUACAAGCGCCUUGUCUCCCUCGACCCAGCCUACGCGUGGACCAGUGGACAAUGGAUGACCGAGCGGUCGGGAGGCAGCGACGUGCGCGGCACCGAGACCGUUGCGCGGCGAAUGACGGCCAAGGAGAUCGAAAGUGAUGUGGUGAGCGGUCGCGAUCGAGACGCCCACGGCCUUCCGCUCGGGCCGUGGCUUGUCGACGGCUUCAAGUGGUUCUCUUCUGCCACGGAUGCCGACAUGGCUGUCCUCCUGGCGCAGACGAGUCGAGGCCUCAGCGCAUUCUACGCACCUCUCCGCCGUUGCGUGGGUGGUUCGUCCCCACUCGGCACGGAGGCCGGGUCAUCCGAGUCGUCAAGACAUGACUUCACCAGUGAAAUGAACGGCGUGCGUCUCCAGAGGUUGAAAUCGAAACUCGGCACAAAAGGCCUGCCGACCGCAGAGCUCGAGUUGAAGGGGAUGCGGGCUUUCCUGAUCGGCACCGAGGGUCAGGGCGUCAAGGAAAUCAGCGCCGUCCUCAACAUCACGCGGCUGUAUACCGCCAGUGCUGGGGCCGGCUAUCUUGCACGUGGCCUGGCUGUGAGCCGCGCAUACACGCACGUACGGCGAGUCCGGGGCGGCCAGCUACUAUGCGACAAUGCUCAGCAUUUGGCCUGGAUGGCCGACGAGAGCGUCAAGUACCGCGCCCACACACACCUGGUCUUCCUGGGCGUCGCGCUGCUCGGCGCCAGCGAGCAGGGUCACGAGGCUGUUGUGGCGAGUACACGCGCUGGAGUUCUGAUUCCGCGCAACAAAGAAACCGUCGACACGCUACUGCGCAUCCUCACGCCUGUCAUGAAGGCUCAGGUGACCCUGAACAGUGUAUCGGGUCUGCGGGCGUGUAUGGAGUCGCUGGGAGGCGUUGGAUACUGCGAGAACAACGAUGACGGAGGCGUUCUCAACAUAGCCCGAUUGUUCCGCGACAGUGUCGUCGGUACCAUUUGGGAGGGCACCACGAGCGUCAUGGCGGAAGACGUCGUGAGAGUCCUCAAGAACCCGAAAGUCAAGGUCAGUGUGCUUGACCGCGUUUUUGGCGCUUGGAUGCGUGCCGUGCUCGCGGCUGUGGAUCCGACCUUCUCCAAGGAGUGCGAGACUGUGAACAAUCGCUAUGAUGCUUUGCAGAAUUUGGUCGACAAACUGGACGCUGACCAGCUGCACCGCCGUGGAAGGGAGGUUCUGGACCAUAUCGAGGCCAUCGCUUGCGCGUGUCUCCUUAUGUAUGAUGCGUCGGUCGAUAGAGACAUUGCCGCCAUGGCGGUUGCUAGGAGGUGGAUUGUGACCAACGCUUUACCAUUGGAUAAGGUACAACAAGACAGUUCGGGAGAUUGGACCAAAGAGGUCGAUCUCGACCGGAGGAUAUAUCUCGGGCCAGACGCUGUGUCAUUGAUGACUGUACAGGCGAAGCUCUAA
Molecule: messenger RNA, 2016 nt
Organism: Capronia coronata CBS 617.96
Lineage: Eukaryota; Fungi; Ascomycota; Eurotiomycetes; Chaetothyriales; Herpotrichiellaceae
Exons: 1
Coding region: 1-2016 (671 amino acids)
Molecular function (GO): oxidoreductase activity, acting on the CH-CH group of donors
Source: RefSeq, a predicted model, not a curated record